UCUGAUAGCCUCAUCCGUCUCUCUCUCGCUCUCUCUGCAAAGUGCUCACGCUUUUCAUCUCCCUUUCAUGUUUGUUGCCGUCGUCCUUCUUCUUGUUGUCGAUGCUGGGAAGAGUAUCUCGGAAAGCUGAGCACUCGUAAAGCUUCUCCUUUGUGCUCCUGCUUCACCCAGAAAAAAUCUCUUCUUUGAGCUUGGAUCGCCUUGUGUUCUGCUCUUUCUUCCUUGUCCGGGCAAAUUAGCGUGUUUUCUUUUGGUAGACUGAAGAAAGAUUCGAACUUUCGCAUAAAGAUCAUCACUUUCCUGGAGGAAAAGUUGGUGUUCUUGCGCUUUUUGCCAUCUUGUGGUUUGCUUGUCCUUUUCCUCUUUCUUGCAGUUUCCUCUUCUUCUUCUUCUUCUUGGUGUCUCCCUUAUUAAUUUAUUUGUCUUCGAGUAUAUCUCUUGGUUUUCUCCUGGUCAACUCAUCCAGCUAACCGAUUGGAUUCCGAAGCGCCGCAGAUUACCCACCCCCUUCACACAGUAUCCCAAUCCGGUUGCGCUCCCAAUCAUACAUUCCUUCUUCUUCCUCCUCCAUCCUACCCUGUCCCUGCAGCGACAUGGCGGGGAGCCGAUUCUUGGUGGUCUCGGUGCUUGUCGUGGGGCUAUGCUCUGCUUUGGCCCAAGGCCUCGGGGUGAACUGGGGCACCAUGGCGUCGCAUCCGCUGCCGCCAAAGAUCGUGGUUCAGCUCCUCAAGGACAACGGGAUCGACAAGGUCAAGAUCUUCGAUGCCGACUCCUCCACCAUGAAGGCCCUCGCCGGGUCUGACAUCGAGGUCAUGGUGGCCAUUCCGAACAACAUGCUCCGCACCAUGACCGACUACGGCGCCGCCCGGGACUGGGUGAAGACGAACGUCACCCGCUACCACUUCGAGGGAGGCGUCAACAUCAAAUAUGUAGCAGUCGGAAACGAGCCAUUCCUGUCAUCCUACAAUGGUUCGUUCUUGAACGUGACCUUCCCGGCCCUGAAGAACAUCCAGAACGCCCUCAAUGAUGCAGGGGUCGGUGGCAGCAUUAAGGCCACCGUUCCCCUCAACGCCGACGUCUACAACUCGCCCGAAAGCAACCCGGUUCCCUCAGCCGGAAGAUUCAGGACCGACAUCAGCGAUCUCAUGACCGAGAUCGUCCAGUUCCUGAACCAGAGCGGUGCGCCCUUCACCGUCAACAUCUACCCUUUCUUGAGCCUCUACGGGAACCCCAAUUUCCCAGUCGAGUUCGCCUUCUUCGACGGCGGGAGCGACCCCGUCGUGGACAACGGGAUUCAGUACACGAACGUGUUCGACGCCAACUUCGACACCCUGGUCUCAGCUCUCAAAGGAGUCGGCUUGGGAGAUCUGCCGAUCAUCGUCGGCGAGGUGGGCUGGCCUACCGACGGCGACAAGAACGCCAAGGCGUCCUACGCCCAGAGGUUCUACGACGGCCUCCUGAAGCGUCUCGUGGCGAACCACGGCACGCCUCUUCGUCCCAACCAGUACAUCGAGGUCUACCUGUUCAGCCUCAUCGACGAGGACGCCAAGAGCAUCGAGCCGGGGAACUUCGAGCGGCACUGGGGGGUCCUCAAGUACGACGGGCAGCCCAAGUACAACAUGGAUCUCUCAGGGCAGGGACAGGCCAAGACGCUUGUGCCGACGAAGGACGUGGAGUACCUGCCGAAGAAGUGGUGCGUGUUCGAUCCGAACGGUGGCGGCAACGUGAGCACGCUCGGGGACCAGAUCACGUUUGCUUGCACUUGGUCGGAUUGCACCGCGCUGGGCUAUGGAUCGACGUGCAAUGGGUUGGAUGGGAAUGGGAACGCCUCCUUCGCCUUCAACAUGUACUACCAAGUGCAGAACCACCAGGAGCUGAGCUGCAACUUCCAGGGAUUGGCCACGGAGACGACGCAGGAUCCCUCGACGGCCGGCUGCAACUUCACCAUCCAGAUUGCUACUUCUGCCGCCGAUGCUCCCAUGAAGCCAUUGCUUGUGGUAUUUAUGAUGUAUGCAUACGUUAUGGCACUUCUGCUGCUGUAGUUGGAGUUGUCGUCGAAGGGUGUAAGUUGGUGUGAUGGUUUUGGGUUGCUGGCCAUAUUUGUAUGUGACAUUCUUGAGGAAGUGUAGUUCUUUGGAUUCAUUGUUA
Musa acuminata subsp. malaccensis (wild Malaysian banana) is the source of this 2148-nucleotide messenger RNA. Its product is annotated as glucan endo-1,3-beta-glucosidase 8. Gene Ontology annotation, molecular function: hydrolase activity, hydrolyzing O-glycosyl compounds. Gene Ontology annotation, cellular component: plasma membrane. Gene Ontology annotation, biological process: carbohydrate metabolic process. The record is from RefSeq and is a predicted model, not a curated record. Lineage: Eukaryota; Viridiplantae; Streptophyta; Magnoliopsida; Zingiberales; Musaceae.